AUGGAAAUAGUGUCAAGUAAUAACGCACCUCGUUCUUUGGAUAAACUUGGUGCUAAAAAUUUGUAUGCCUUGCAAAAACUUGGAGAAAUUCUGCAUUGGAAGAAAACGCAGGUGGCAGCACUCGAGUCAGAGAUUUGUUCCUCACCAACAAAUCUUUCAAUUUCCAAGCAUCUGAAGAGUCCUGCAAGCAGUAGUAAGCAUAAAUCUGGUGAUGGACUGAGAUUUGUGAAUGAAAUUGGAAAAGAUUUCAGAAGUACAGAUACAUUGAAAGAACAGAAAACAGAAAUGCAUAGGCUGAUGAAUGGCAAGAACUUGUUAAUUGAAUCAAGGGCCUCGAGUUCAAAUGAGCUAAUGGAAAUAUUGUCAACGAAUUCUUCUAGGGUUAAGGCUCGCAGUAAUUCUUGUAAAGGCAAACAAGUUUCAGAGGCUAGUGAGGUCGAGCAGCUAAGUAGGAGAUUGAAGGUUCUGGAAGAAGAAAAUGAAACUAUGAAGCAAGAAUUUUUGCAGCACAUGGAAGAAAGAGAGAAGGUAGUGGCUGAAAUAUUCCAGCAGUUUCAGACAAUACAUGAUUUUCUCAAAUUUGAAAAUCAAGUACACGAAGAGAGAUCACCUCGUGAUGGAUCUUCGAUCGUUAAAUUUCUCAAGAAAGCAGGAUUGGAACUGGCGGGUCAGAAGUUCUCCUCCGAGAGUCAAGUCCAUGCAUUGUCUGAAGCGGACACGGAACGAAGAUGUUGGCUGUUUUUAGAGAAGAGUUAUAAUUCAGAUAUUGGAGCAAACAAAUCACCUCCACCAUAG
Messenger RNA from Dovyalis caffra, 795 nucleotides. The record is from the annotation of a GenBank genome assembly. NCBI's taxonomy places the organism in Eukaryota, Viridiplantae, Streptophyta, Magnoliopsida, Malpighiales, Salicaceae.